AAUUUAACAGUUACUUUAGCUUGUUACUUAUAUAUCCGACGAUUCUAUCCUGGAAAGAAUAUUUUUACUUGUUGUGAAAAUAAUUCAGUUUUGAACAUAGGAAUAAAAUAAAUGUUGUGAUGCAAAUUUUUUACAAUUUCUUUUAAUAAUUUCAAUCGGCUGUGUAUUAUUGUAGCUGCAAUCGAACUGAAUUAAUAUUCGUAGGCGUUAACUCGACUGAGAUCUAAAAAAUUUGUUAAAAUUAACAUUCAGAAAUUGAAUUGCUUCUAGACUUUAAUUUGAAUCUCCCGCGUUAGUCGCUCGAAGAGCAGUUUAAAGAUCAACCGUACACCUCGGUGUAGGUUAUUGAAAAGCAUAUAAAUUUAUAAAAAUGAGGAUUCUAAGGACUCCACUAUUUGAUGCUGACCUCAAACGAAUUUGGGGCGCGAGCUUACGAGACAAAAUAGCGCACUUCUGGCGCAAAGGAUGGAAUGAGAUACCAGAAAUAAUGUUCACUACUCCCAUCGCUCUAGCCAGCAUUGUCGCUGUACUUUAUUUAAGAUUUACUACUACUGUGUAUGACCGGCCACCAAAAUUUUACCGUAAAAUUACAAUUUACAGACCUGAUGAUCCCAGAGUCGCUAACAUCAGGAAAGACAAUGGUUACAGCAUAGAACCUUAUGCAGGUGUCCGUUAGGUCUUGGGUAGGUAAGAACAAAUGUAACUGGAGAAGAAGAACUUAUAUAUUUCACAUCUGUGCGCAUACCCAAUGCGAGCAAGAGGAAGUAGUCGUAAUAACCCAAUAUGUAUAUAUUAAAU
Messenger RNA from Nomia melanderi (Alkali bee), 798 nucleotides. RefSeq lists its product as uncharacterized. The record is from RefSeq and is a predicted model, not a curated record. NCBI's taxonomy places the organism in Eukaryota, Metazoa, Arthropoda, Insecta, Hymenoptera, Halictidae.